This is a messenger RNA of Tachysurus fulvidraco (yellow catfish), 1396 nucleotides long. RefSeq names its product forkhead box I2 (gene foxi2). Bases 105 to 1259 code for a protein of 384 amino acids. Gene Ontology annotation, molecular function: RNA polymerase II cis-regulatory region sequence-specific DNA binding; DNA-binding transcription factor activity, RNA polymerase II-specific. Lineage: Eukaryota; Metazoa; Chordata; Actinopteri; Siluriformes; Bagridae. The record is from RefSeq and is a predicted model, not a curated record. Gene Ontology annotation, biological process: anatomical structure morphogenesis; cell differentiation; regulation of transcription by RNA polymerase II. The transcript is spliced from 2 exons.
UGUGUGUGUGUGUGUGUGUGUGUGUGUGCGAAGGAAACCGGUGAGAACGCGCGCUUUGCCGGAGACAGAGUGUGCGUCCGCUGUGGGAUUUGCUGUGACAGGACAUGAUGAACACCGUGGACGCGCAGAUCCACCACAGUUCUGCCCCCGCCGCGAGUCCUCUCCAGCCCAAAAGCGCGCACGACGCCGCAGACAUGGCCGUGUACUGCGACAACUUCGUUUACCACCAGCAGAGUGUAGCGAGCGCGCAAAGGCCAGCCGGCUACGGCCUCGGAGAGUACGCGGCUACCCCAAACCCUUACCUGUGGCUUAACGGUCCCGCAGUGAACUCCUCACCAUCAUACCUACACGGAAACAGCAGCUCGUCGUUUAUCUCACCGUCCUACGGCUCCCAAAGGCAGUAUCUCGCCAACUCACCCGGCUUUGCUGGUCCUGACCUCGGCUGGCUCUCCAUCGCAAGUCAAGAGGAGCUGCUGAAGCUGGUGCGCCCUCCCUACUCCUACUCUGCUCUCAUCGCCAUGGCCAUCCAAAACGCGCACGAGAAAAAGCUCACGUUGAGUCAAAUCUACCAGUACGUGGCCGACAACUUCCCGUUUUAUAAGAAGAGCAAAGCGGGAUGGCAGAACUCCAUCAGACACAACCUCUCUCUGAACGACUGCUUCAAGAAAGUCCCACGCGAUGAGGAUGAUCCAGGAAAAGGAAACUAUUGGACUUUAGACCCAAACUGCGAAAAAAUGUUUGACAACGGAAACUUCCGCAGAAAAAGGAAGCGCAGGUCAGAAGCGGGCACCGGGCUUUCCGGCGGUACUAAGGCCGAGGAUGGCCGUCCUAUUGCAGGUGUUAAAUCACCUGAUGGCGCCAACAUGGGCGGGGACGUGUCUCCGGAAAUAGACUCAGCAACCAAUGAGAGCCACAGAAGCGCGUCUCCAGCGGCUCCUGCGUCAGCGCCUUGCUUCAACACUUUCUUCAGCACCAUGUCCGGAAUGAGCUCGGCCCCGGGGCCGGCCAUUAGACAGGGCUCUCUGGGGUUAAUCAACGAGCUGUCCAGUCGGAACAUAAGCGCUUUAAGUCCGUAUCACGCCGCCUCUGCGACCGACGCCGCGCCACCCGGGGAGCAAAAUGACCCCAAUAUGCACGCGAGUAGGCCCACGUACUCGAGCGCGUUCGGUGGCGCCCAAAGUGCGCAGUACAACGGCCACUUCUACAACAGCUUCAGCGUGAACAAUCUCAUAUACCCGAGAGAUAGCACGGAGUUAUAAUUACUCAACGUCUUCAUUGUGGCAGCUCUGAGUCUGGCGUUUUUACAGACAUUUUCUCAUAGUCCUGAAAUGAAAACAGCAAGUUUUUAAUACAUAUAUUCGGUACUAAAUAAUUGCAGUGAUCUGUAUAAACACGU